Messenger RNA from Trichogramma pretiosum, 4753 nucleotides. RefSeq lists its product as uncharacterized. The coding region runs from base 2222 to 3463 and encodes 413 amino acids. Lineage: Eukaryota; Metazoa; Arthropoda; Insecta; Hymenoptera; Trichogrammatidae. The record is from RefSeq and is a predicted model, not a curated record. The transcript is spliced from 7 exons. Gene Ontology annotation, molecular function: receptor ligand activity; epidermal growth factor receptor binding. Gene Ontology annotation, biological process: epidermal growth factor receptor signaling pathway.
AUCGGCUGGAUAGAGCCGCGAGCCCAUGAUAUUUUUUAGCUGCAGCAGCGAUUCGCAUGCUUCACUCCGAUCCACAGCAUCGAGCUCGUUUUAAUUUACCGAUAUAAUGAAAUAGUGGCGCAGAAUAAAAUAAGGCGACUCGACUCGACACACACUCGGCGAUUACUGCAUGGUGCGCGUGUGGCCCUUACUCUAGAAACUCGAGGCAAAAACUCGAGUCUUUCUUGGCCGUUUCAAAGAUGAUGUGCUGCGUUCCUUGUGCCUAUCGACAGUGAAAACCUAAUGUAAAAGUGCAACAGCGAGUGCAAAAAUCCUUGUGUACCAGCGAUUGAGCGUGCGCGCGCGUAUCUCUCUGCUGUGUGCUUCGUGUGCUCUCUCUCUCUCUGUCUGUGUGUGUGUUUGCGUGCAUUUUGCGCGCUCGACUACUAUCUAUUUGCAAGUGUGUGUGUGUGUGUGUGCUGUGUCAGGUUUAUAACGAGGCAAUCGCUAUAGCUUCUCCUGUCUUCGCGAUGCAAUUUCUAAUGUUACUUCUUGUAAAGUAACGCAUCGAUGGCACAUUAUGCUUGUGUGCCACGGCAUUGUCAACGACAACAACAACAACAACAACAUCAACAACUACGAAAGGAGGAGCAAGCAGGAGUCGUCGCUCGUGCCGCAGCUGCAGAUUCGCUCGUUCUGACAGCAUGAGCAGCGCCAGCAGAAGCAGCAGCAGCAGCAGCAGCAGCAGCAGUAGCAACAACAACAACGGCAUCGAGAGCAACAGGAGCCUCGUCGACGUCCUUGCCAUUAUUAGCGAUACGAGUGCAACAACAUGCCGCCUCACUGGACGACCAGCAAGAAGAAACAGUACCAUCAUCACAAGAAGGAGCAACAGCGGCAGCAGCUCGAGCGAAUGAUGAUCGCUGAAGCUCUGGCUCUCGUACACUGCACUUGUCCGACUAGUGGAUCAACGCCGCUGCAUUUUUUCAACGACCGUCGACGACCAUUAUUCUCUCUAUAGUGUGGCUGUUCUGCCUAUCUGCGUCUGUGCUCGCGCCUUCGUACUUUCGGUGCAUAUAUCUGCCUGCUAACUGCACAUUCGCGUUAUAUUUCUUAUUGCUGUAUACAUACGUGUGACUCGCGUGCGUUCAGCUAGCUGUAUCGUACGAGUCGAGUGUAUACCUUCACAAGUGCAACUAGCCCAAAUCCAAGUGUGUGUGUGUGUGAGAGUGUCGGUUUAUCAGUGCCGCGACAAAACGUCAAAACCUAAGCAUUUUUUACCACCACCGCCAACGAGUAUUUUUAUUACGAUUAAAAGUACUUAAUAACAAUAACAAGCAGUGAAAGUUUGUGUACGCGUGUGUGUGUCUCAAGUAUUGUACAUUGAGUUUGUGUCACUACCUUUUUUUAUUUUUAUUUACAUUUCGGUGAUUCUCUUCCUACGCCAGUGCUAAUAAGUGCUGACACGCGGGGCUAAAAUCUCCGACGUCAGCGUGUGAAAACUCGUGACUCGAUACUCGCUAGUGUCUACUCCAUUUUUAUACCUCUCGAGUGUUGUUAUAGUUGUUGUUUAUUGUUAUUGUUGUUUUUCGUUACUGUUUCUGUGAAAAGUGGGAAAGAAAACGCAACAAACUUGUCGUCUCGUACAAGGAUCAACAGCACGAAAUUGGAACAAAAACUGAAAAUUGAAGGAAAUAUAAGAGAGAGAAAAGAGUGAGACGUUUUAUCGCAGUGCAGGUUGAAAAGUGUGUAGUACGUGUGUCGCGAGUGUGUGUCAAGACCCCGGAGCAAAGCUCGACUCCUCCUCGUACCCUCUCUGCGUCUCCCGUCUACUCAACCUCUCUCUCUCUCUCUCUCUUUCUCGCGAGAAGAGUGUCGUCGUCUACUAUAUCUCUUGCUGUGUGCUAUCAGCCGAGGCGCGUGUAAUCGUCGUCGUCGGCGGCGGCGAUUUACCUUUCGCACCCGUACAGCAUCAAACGUCAAAUAGCAUAUGCGUGUGAACAACGUCAAGACUGUGGACUCGAAGAUAAUCGAGAAAAUUGAUGAGCCAGUGGAUUUCUACCUGCUGGACAAGCGGAGCCAAAGUUCACGGAGGAAGGAGCUGUCAAAGUGAGCCGAGCGUCGCCGUCAAAAACGCCGACGACGACCAAGGCGACAGUUAUAACCAGGUGCUGCCGGCGUCGGUGGUGCUGUCGCAGAGGCAACAGCAGCAGCUCCAGCAGCUGCUACCACUACUGAGGCCAUGGAGGAGCACCAACAGCAGCAGCAGCAGCAGCAGCAGCUACAGCAGCCGCAAAAACGGCAUUAUCAUCGUCAGGAGCAGCCGAGAGGAUCGCCAGCGGAGGCAGGCCUCGAGCAAGAGGAGCCGACGAGGACGUGUUGCACGAGAUGCCGAGCCAAAUCCCACUGCUCGUGUCGGAUUCUAGGACUCAGCGAGCAAGAGCACGAGGCAGCGGCUACCUCGAGCUUUCACCCUCGUGGCUGCUCCGAUGCCAGCUACAGCCCAAUUAGUAGUAAUAGUAAUAAACACAGUAAUAACAGAACGAGACUGAGGAUAUUGGAUGAGGAUCGAUGCGAGCCGACGACAAACGCCAACAGCACGAGCCCCGAGAGGAGAUUUUGCAAAAGGCAAGUGACGAGGCGAAGGCCGCCCGCCUUAGCCCUCACUAGCACCAGUACGAGUUCCGCUAAUAGUACGUGCCGCACCAGCAGCCGAAAAACUUGUAGUUAUAAAUAUAGUUAUAAUAGUCACAGUGCUGGAGGUGCAGCCUUUGGCAGUCUCAGCUACUUGGCCACCUUCUUACUCAUAUCCUAUGGACUGUUUGGCGCUGCGGAUGCCUGUUCGUCGAGAUCGACGCCGAAGCCGAGACCACCGCCGCCUACGCCGAGGCCCAACAUCACAUUCCAUAUGUACACAUGUCCGCCCGAUUACGCCGAGUGGUACUGUCUCAAUGGAGCUACCUGUUUUACCGUUAAAAUCGUCGAUUCGCUGCUUUACAAUUGCUUAUGUUCCAACGGCUACAUUGGUCAAAGAUGUGAAUUCAAAGAUCUCGAUGGCUCCUAUCUGCCGUCAAGGCAACGAGUAAUGCUUGAGACGGCAAGUAUAGCGGGCGCAGUGACGAUAGCAGUAUUCUUAGCCGUCAUUACCUUUAUAUCUGUUUACAUCCAUUGUAAGCGAAAGCAGAAAGAAUUGCAAUCGAGUACUGGUGGGGUCGAUUCAGUGGAUGGUAUAAGCAGAGAUCCAGAGUUGAGGCCGUUUUGCAGUCGCAGUCGCUCCCUCAUGAUAUUCAUGGCCAAGAAUCCUAAUAGCUCGAUAUGCCCGACAAUCGAGCAAACAAGAAUGAUGAAUAAUUGGAAUUACCCGAUGGAAACAAGACUGGUCACGGUAAAUGAGACGGGCAAACCGUCACCUGUACUACCGACACCAUCACAGCAAAUGCAACAUCAACAACAGCAGAUGCAAAAUCGACCGAUAAGCCAGUAGUAGUAAUUAUAGUAAUUACAUAGUAAUAUAGUAUUACUUCUCUAGAGCAACUUUACCACUUCUUGUACUGUUUCUCAACGUUGUCGUCUUCAUUUGAUAUGUUUUUGUCUUCAUAAUACAGUAAUACAAAUUACUACGAACAUCAAGAGUUAAGAAUAAUUAUUACAUCACAAUAUUUGAGUAUAGUUACUCGAUUUGUGAACUGUAAUAAAAAAAACAACGUGUGUGCGUCGCGGUAGCCAACGCUGAAAUACAUAACGAUUGGAAUUGAUGCGCAAAAAUAACAAAAAACGAGUCGAUCGUAUCAAAUCUCAAAUGAUUGCGCUAUGAAACAGGAAUUUAUAUUGUCAGAGUUUCUACCUGUCGAAGCAGUGAACUCUCAUGAAAAAUAAUUGAAGUAAAUGAAAUAACAAAGGUUUAUUCAAACAUCACAAUCCAAACGCAACAUCACAUCAAACUAUUUGUUGUACUUGAGCUGUAAUAGUAUAUAUGUUAUAUAUGUAUAAAUAUUAAACAUUGAAUAUAUAUAAAUAUAUACUGAUGAUUAAGCUGUCGCAGCAUGCGGUAGAAUUUUAUAUUUUUAUCGGAAAGACCGGGGGCCUAGUCUUUCACGCAUACAAGCAGAUUGAAACAAGUAAAGUAGAAGAUAAUUUUUCUAGACGAUAAUUCAUUACUGUAUGUGUGUAUUUACAUACAAGUACGCAUAAAACAUAUGGAAAUUCGUGUAAUUAUCGUGUAAUGAAAUAUUACUAUUACUAGUUUUAUUAUGAUUAUUACUCUACUCGAUUGUGCGAACAAAACAUGAUAUUAUGCAUAAUUAUGUUAAACUUUAUGUAUAGCCCCAAGUGAGUAGGUGAUUUUUGAAACAUUAUAUGGGUCAAAAUGAACUAUUUGAUCUGUCCGAGUCGAAUAUUAUUGGCACCGUUUUGUGCACUAAUACAUAACUAUAAUUACAAAUAUUAUAACUUGAAAUAUUUAUCUUUGACUUGAAACAAUCAAGUAAUACUUGUGCAUGGGUGCGUUUGAGACCUUAAGCAUAAUUAUCAAUAAUAAUGAAAAUGGAAUCGUAAAAAUAUGAUGCUGCAGUCGGCGAGAGGGGCAGGCCUCUUAGAUAUCUUUUUCCAAAAUAAAUGAAAACUUUGUACAUAGUAAGUUAAUAAUCUUUAGAUAUAAAUGUAAAAACUAUUGAGCGAUCAAACUUUAAGAUUUAGCCUAUUAUAAAUGUGUAUAUUUAUAUACGGGUAUGUAUAUAUGAAUUGAUAAACAUACACAUAUUUAGAUAUACAAUAA